AUGAAACCAACCUCUUCCUUGCUCAUCCUAUUGUUAUUAUUUGGUUGCCUUUUCUCAUCCUUUUCAUUGGCAACAGUCACCUGUCCACCCUUCCAUUCCAUUGCCCACAUUGAUUUCAAAAUCAAUUCAUUUUCCUCUCCUCUCCAUAUUUGUUCGGGUGUUGUUGUGUUGAGAAAACACAAUGAUGAUCAUGCUUCAACUGUUUCACUCGUGUUGGCACCCGCCAACUGUUUGAUGAGCAACAAUCCAACUGGUGGAUCUAAAUUCACACCCAUUCAUUCUUCCUUAUUGAGAAUUCGAAUGAUGACUGCUGAUGUUGACGAAAUGGAGUUACAUGAAACAACAACAACUAGCACUGCACGAAUCAGAGAGAUUAACAUUCAUCCCAAAUUCAAUCCAUGGACUUUGGAUAAUAAUUUAGCCAUGAUCACUGUCGAGCAUGAUGACAAGGAGGCACUGAAUCAUCUUCCAUCGAUGACAAUCUCUCCACAGGAAUUACUCGAAUCAUGUUUCAAGAAUUUCGAACAGCUUGAACAAGAAAUGGCACGCAAUCCCUCUUCCUUUACCAUGUGGUUGUUGUUGACAAGAAGUAAUAGUGGUGACUCUGAACAUCCAUUCUCUACCACAAUGGAGCUUCCAUCCCUUGUUCAGAAAUCUUUCAAUGCAGCAGCUUCUAAAGAAAUUACACUCAUGUUGGAAAAGAAACCAUUUGACGAAGAAGAAUUCGAUCCACAUGCAGAAGAAGAACUCGACUGGUUUUCGACAUCCAUCUUGUUAUUGAAGUGGAAAGAGAAUAAUGAAUUUUCUAAAGAAAAUCAUGGUAUCAUUCCAAUUGGACUUGCAGCAUAUCGAGUGAAUAAGGAGAAGGCUGUUUUCACCUCCAUGCCAUUCUUUAUGAAGAGAGAUGAUUGGUUAAAACAACAAUUCAACAAUGUAUUGGAAAAGCAAGUCUCCAUGAACCAAGAGUUGAGAAGUGUACAUGUGAGAGAACCAUAUUUUACAAGUGUUUCUUCGUCGUCGACCUCGUUGAGACAGAUUGCACGACAAAUCCAUCAAAGAAUUCAAUCAUUGAUUCAUUCAGAUCAACCAGAGCCACUGAAGCCAAGUUCUUAUGAAAUUCCCAAACCACAAUCAAUUCCUCAGCCCAUGACACGAUUUACCCCAUUCCAAAAUUCAUUUGAAACAUUUAAUUAUGUGCGAUCCAUUUCUAAGAACAUGAGAAGGAGAUUAUUGGAGACUAUUGGUAUGGAUGAAUCAAGGGAGAGCACUACCAUUCCUCAAUCACUCCCAACUUCAAGCAGAAGCGAAAGACUCUCAGAAAUUGUACACAAUGUUCAUCAGAGAAUUGAAAACGUUGUUAAGGCAACUUAG
Naegleria lovaniensis is the source of this 1371-nucleotide messenger RNA. RefSeq lists its product as uncharacterized. The record is from RefSeq and is a predicted model, not a curated record. The coding region runs from base 1 to 1371 and encodes 456 amino acids. The transcript has a single exon. NCBI's taxonomy places the organism in Eukaryota, Heterolobosea, Eutetramitea, Acrasida, Naegleriidae.